Girardinichthys multiradiatus is the source of this 1751-nucleotide messenger RNA. It is a transcript of the gene fxyd6, whose product is annotated as FXYD domain containing ion transport regulator 6. Gene Ontology annotation, molecular function: sodium channel regulator activity. The record is from RefSeq and is a predicted model, not a curated record. The transcript is spliced from 8 exons. Gene Ontology annotation, cellular component: membrane. Gene Ontology annotation, biological process: regulation of sodium ion transmembrane transporter activity. Lineage: Eukaryota; Metazoa; Chordata; Actinopteri; Cyprinodontiformes; Goodeidae. The coding region runs from base 278 to 589 and encodes 103 amino acids.
GAUGCAGUUGAUAAACAUGUCUGUGGAGAGCGAGCAAAGCCGGAGACAGAGAAAAGGUUGCGACAGAGCGGAUCCAACGUGCUGAGAAAGCUGUUGCUCCAGGAGCCACGUUGUCAUCCAUCACGUCUGUUUUUCCAGGAGAAGUCGUGUCUAUACGAUCAUUGUGCAACAUACUGACAGAUGAAGAGACUUCUCGAAACCAAAUCUUAGUGAAAUAAGAAGAUUUCGGGUAUUUUGUUUUGCCAAAUUAAGGUCCUCCGGAGAAACAACAGUUGCCAUGGAAACUGUUUUGCUCUUCCUCUCUUCACUUCUGGUGUGUGUAGCUGCUGAAUCAGCAGACACCAGUGUAAUAGAGGAGAAUUCAGUGGAUGAAAAUCCUUUCAUUUAUGACUAUGAGAGUUUGAGAAUUGGGGGAUUGGCGUUUGCUGUGGUGCUGUUUAUGCUGGGCAUCCUUUUAAUCCUCAGUCGGCGAUGCCGCUGUGGUGGAAAACAGAAGCCCAGGGCCCCCGGAGCUGAGGAAGCACAAGUCGAGAACCUUAUUGUCUCCAAGGCUGCAACGGCUGCUAAAGAGACUCCAGCAGAGAACUGACAUGACAGUAACACACUUCAAAAGGAAACAACAAAAAUAUGAUAAAAGAUGUGAGGAUUAUUCUAAUUACUUGCAUGGGAGUGUAAGGAUGGGGUGUAUACGUUUAAAAAUGUAACAUGUAAAUAAAUCGUUUGCCAAUUGUUUUUUUUUAGCAGUCCUUCAGAGCUUUUGUCACUUGCUGUGCCUUUUCUGUGGUGGUCUUUUAAUGGAGUUUGUUGUGGCACCUUUGAAACAAGUUUGUCGUAUAAAUCCUUAAGGCAUUUUUAAUGUUGUGUGUUCUGCUGUUCUGAUUGACUUUAGGUUUUAGGAUUUGUGAAUCUGUUGCUUGUCUUGUCAACCAUUCUGAGAAAAAUCUGUCAUAUUUAGGUCCUAAAAUAUAUGUAUAUAGACAGUAUUUCAAAAUAAAUACAUUACAAAUGAGAUAUUUAGUCAAAUAUCCUAAAUUAUGUCAGUGGUUGAACGGUUAGGCGUGUUUGGGUGCACGUGUUUACAGGGCUGGAUAGGAUGAUGUGGGCCACAGGGCUAGGGCCAGUUUUGGAUUUCCUACCCACACAAGUUUUUUACACAUAGAAAUUAAAGUAGAUUGAUAGUUAGGUACACAUCAAGAUAUUAUGCCUUGUCCACAUGACUAAUGAUCUUUAUGUAUGACUAAAAAGCACCUAAUAGUUUUCCAGAAAUUAGUGAUGUUAAGAUUACUUGGUUUGUACCAAAUCAUAGACACAGGUGUGUCUUAGAAGACAGCACGGCAGCUGUGACUAGAUGCAGUUUUUGGAUAAAAUCUAGAGGCAUCUGUUCGGAGUGACAUUUGAUCUAUUCUGUAGUAGAGAAAUAUUAUUUUGCCUAGGAUGACUCUUAGUGUUUUAGAAGAGAACUGCAUGGAGUGUGCUGAAAAUAAACAUUGUUUUUAAACAUGUUUUUAUGAGCUAAUUAGUCAAAAUCAGUUCAAUUCAACUUAAUCAUGUGGAUCAGUAACCAUUUCUAAAGAAACAACUUAUUUUAUUGUAUGGGGAUUAAAUGCAAGGUUGACCAGUGUAAAUGUUAUUUUGUUCAACAUUUUUUUCUGUUCUUUCUUUUUUUAUAAUUCACUAAACAGCAAAGUUGCUUUGCUGUUAUAAUUGUCAUGUUUUUAACCGUGAGACUAGGUUUUGCUGGUGAAAGUCAC